GCAGCCAGCCACAGACACUUGCUGUUUGUAUGAAGGGGUUUAACCCAAUGAACAAUUCGGUCUGUCUUUCCCAAAAUAAGCCAGUAGGAGAGGGAUCGCAGAGUAAGCCAGGGAGAUUGGAGCAGCGAGGUGCACAGCCCCUAGUUAUAAAUCCUGGGAGUGCUGCUUGGACCCACAGCCUUUAGCUCCUUAUACACUGCCUUGCUGCCUGCCUGACUUCCUGACAGACUUGACUGACUGACUGAGAGUCUCACUCUCUCUCCCUCUCACUGUCCUGCUCCCUCGCUCCUUCCCUCCUACUUCCCACCCUGGAUUGGGAAGGUGCUCCUCAGACCUGCUUCUGAACAGCUUGAAGACGACAGAGAGGACGUUUCACCCUUCUCUCACUUGCUCUUUCAUCCUCCCUCUCAAUUUCGCCAUCUCUGCCACAAAGCACAUGGAUGGACUUUUAUGUUUUUUGCUAGAGGCAGAAAAAUAAAAGUGAAACAGACUAUUUACUUCACUUGCAGUUGAAAAUAUCUUUUUUUUUUUCUUUUUUUUUUUUUUUUACUUUUUUGUUGUCCCCCUCCCCACCUGCACUUGAGCAUCACUGGACCAGGGUGUAAGCUCUUUGCCCAGGAGGACACCAUUCCUCUUUUUCCUCUGGCUGCAUGUUCAUUGAAUAUCUGAUGCCGUCGCAUCCCAUGGGAGACAAGCGUGGCUGAAGCAAGGAGGGAGGUAGAAGAGAGACCCACCUGAAGCUCACACCUACCGCUGCCCGUACACACUGCGACCCCCCUGCCCCUCAUCGCUCUGAGGAGAGAAAGGCCUCCAGUUCUUCGUGUGUGACGUCUGGAGCCUGGGAUGCUGGUGACCAUGCUGUUGGCUCCUGCCUGUGUGCUACUGAUGCUGGGGACGCAUGCUCUUGCAGGAGGCUAUCCCCCCAUGCACAACAUAAAGUACAUGCAGCCCAUGAUGAAAGGGCCUAUUGGACCCCCUUUCAGAGAAGGCAAGGGACAUUACGUUGAUAUGCCACCCAUGGUAGAAGUGAAGGGGGAACCAGGCCCCCAAGGGAAACCUGGACCAAGAGGCCCUCCUGGGCCCGCAGGACUUCCAGGUAAACCUGGACUGGGAAAGCCAGGUCUCAAUGGCCAGCCAGGUCUUCAGGGGCCUCCUGGCUUUCCAGGAAUGGGUAAGCCUGGACUUCCGGGUCUCCCAGGAAAGAUUGGGCCAAAGGGGAUGCCAGGGCUUAAUGGCGAGGUUGGCCCUCAUGGGGAACCGGGUCCAAGAGGUUCUCCAGGGCCGCCGGGCCUCCCUGGCCCAGCAGGCCUGUCUCUGAAUGGGAAACCUGGACUUCCAGGCCUCAGAGGCCCCUCUGGGGCUCGAGGUGAACCGGGAAUAAAGGGUCUUGCUGGCCCACCAGGUGAACGUGGGUUGAAAGGUGAGAAUGGAAACGGGAAGCCUGGGCCUUCAGGUAUAAGGGGUCCUCCUGGGCUAAAAGGCAGUCCCGGACCAGCUGGUCUUCCAGGUAUAGGCAAACCAGGACUAAAAGGUUUACCUGGACUGCCUGGUCCUAAAGGUGAUCAAGGACUCUCAGGGGAACGAGGUGAACCAGGAGAGGCUGGGGCGCCAGGUCUGCAAGGUCUCCCAGGGCCAGUUGGGUUAGGGAAACCUGGGCUAGAUGGAUUGCCUGGAGGACCAGGACCACUAGGUCCAAAAGGUGAGCCAGGGCUUAGGGGUUCUCCUGGAUUUCCUGGGACUCCUGGCUAUGGAAAACCCGGUCUGAGUGGCCCAAAAGGAGAAAAGGGCUAUGAUGGGUUGCCUGGUGUUCCAGGGGACAAAGGAGAGCAAGGAAUGGUGGGCGAAAUUGGGGAACCAGGCCUUGAUGGACAACCAGGACCACCAGGACUUCAAGGUCCAAUGGGACUUCCUGGAAAACACGGAAUGCUAGGACAGAAGGGAGAGCUGGGGCCCCAGGGCCCUCCAGGACUGCCUGGCCUCAGAGGUGACCAAGGACCAAGUGGAUCCUUUGGAAAACCUGGCAUCCCUGGAGAGAAAGGCAUCCCUGGACCUAAUGGUCCUAUUGGAAAACCUGGACCUAAAGGUGAAGCAGGGCAUAUUGGCCUACCUGGCAAUCCAGGUGUAACAGGUGCUCCAGGGCCUAAAGGUGAGACAGGGUUUAUAGGAACUCCAGGUCCCAGGGGCCAGUCAGGCAUUCCUGGUCUACAGGGUCCCAUGGGUCCCAUGGGGCCACAGGGUGUCCCUGGCCUAAAGGGUGAACCUGGACUUCCAGGGGCUCCUGGACUGGGUAAGUUUGGAGAGAAGGGAACAAUAGGUCCUCAGGGUCCUCCAGGAAAACCAGGCACUCCUGGGCUUAAUGGUAACCCCGGUGUUCGUGGUCCUCCAGGGCCCCCCGGUCCUCCAGGAAAUGGUCAAACAGUUGUUGCAGGGCCAACAGAUUCACAGUUGGAAGGGGAUGAAGUACCAGGGGAUAGGAAAGGGCCUGCAUACAGUCAAGUCCCACUCUCGGCCUCUGUGGCCCCAGCCUUCACAGCCAUCCUCACCACACCUUUCCCUCCCUCUGCCAUGCCAAUCAAAUUUGACAGGACCCUGUACAAUGGGCAAAAUGCCUACAGCACUGCUACUGGCAUGUUCACCGCUCCUUUAUCUGGUGUCUACUAUUUUGCGUACCACAUGCAUGUAAAGGGAACAAGCCUGUGGGUGGCACUGUACAAGAACAAUGUACCAGCCACUUACACCUAUGAUGAAUACAAGAAAGGCUACAUGGACCAGGCGUCUGGUAGUGCUGUCCUAGAGCUGAAGGAGGGGGACCAGGUAUGGGUUCAGAUGCCCUCGGAUCAGGCAAAUGGCCUCUAUUCCACCGAGUACAUCCAUUCCUCCUUCUCAGGAUUCCUGCUCUGUCCCACAUAACCCUGUCCUUUUAUUCAAACACGUUUCUGUAUAGGCACCUCAGAGGAGCCCUUAACCUAAAAUACCUGCAGCCAUAACAGAAACACAAAACCCAUAGGAUUCUCAAUAUUAUUGCCAUCAUCUUUAUCUGUCUCACCCUCAGCAAUAUCAGCGGGAAAAAAACUUUGUGAAUGACAUAUGGAAAGUUUUAAAAGGCAGGGGAAGGAAUUUCAUACUGUGUUCUUUGUUUCAUUGUACUUUAAAUGUGUGUUUUGGGUUGUAUUUUAUGUUGGUGUUUUUUUUAGCUUAUAUUAUUUUAAUUAUUAUAUUGUCAUAAUUUUAUUAUUUGGUCCUUGUCAUCAAUUUUGUUGUUGUUUAUCAGAUUCAGACUAUUAAGUGCCUUACUUUGUAAUGUGCUAGUAACAGACCUUCCCAUGUGACUGCACAUCCUGCCCACACGCUCUGACAUCACCAGACCCUUGGGGGUGAUUGGUCCUUGGCUGCAGUCACAUCCCCAAUGUGUUCUUAUUUAAACCGAAUGGCAAUACUGAGCAACAUUAAAACAUAGAAAAUAUAGACAAACAAUAGCAAAACAAGGCAUUUUGUGCUGUAAUACCAUUCAUUUUCAUGUUUCUUUUGUUUGGCCUUUUUGGUACUCUAAGCAAUUUCUUGUCUAAAGUCUUUUGACAAGUUGUAGAAGUAGAUUUGACAAGUUGGCAUCUGUAGGGUGCUUAUUUCUCUGCGUAUUUCUGAAUUUAGUAGGCGACCAUUAAAACUGAUCUUUAUCUUUCUCAUAAUUUAUUGAAUUCUCCAUAAAUGAAUCCAAGAAAGAAAUACAAUCCAAGAAUAAAUAUGACCAUAAAUAUGACCUCACAGUAUUAUAAUUUUAAAAUGUAACUACCCUUUUAAAGAGGAAACUUUUUUUUAACUUUUAGAACAAUAAUAAUUAAGGAUGAUAUGUAUGCAUACAGUUGGUGUUUAAAUAGAUACUGAGAGCAACUGCAAAAUGGACAGUAAGGACACAACUCUAGCUGGAUCAAUGGACUGUUUUCUUUUAUCCAUCUGAUUUUCCCAUGUGCACUACAAAUCUCAUCACAGUGUCACAUUAAUUCUCUUUAGAUGCUCUAACAAUGACAUUACUGCUUUCUAAUGAUAUAGUAUUAAUACAAAUGUAUCACAAUAACAUUUCAAGUAAGCAUUCUGUACUGACAUAUUUUAAGUCCCAUUUUGACCACAUAUUGCAAAAUCUGUGAAGAUGCUAUAAUUGUUUUGGACAAUAGGGAUGACAAACAAAAUACACCCACUUCUUUCUUCAAUGCCAGGUUCUAUGUUAAUUUUUGCUAGGGAAAUGAGAGCAAUUCUGAGUCAUUUGUGAAUGAAAAGAGUUUCUAUUAAUUCCCCAAACCAUUGUAAAAUAGCUGAAUUAUUGUUUUGCCAACAUCUGUGGCUACAAGGACAAGAUGUUUCAGAACCGUAUAAUUUCAAAAGUAUACUGCCGGAAAUGAGAAUCAAUCUGCAUAAACACCAUGAAUAAGUAAAGGGACUGACUGAGGCCCACGGGUUGUGAAAUACAGGUUGUGUAACAUUUAACAAACCCAUGCCAGAUUUCUGGAAGAGGCGUCGGGCCAGAGGUGAGAGUGGUGUAUUUACUCAUUUCUGUUGGAUGAGGCAUUAAAAAUACAUGCUGUGUGUGCAUGUGUAUGUAUGUAGGUGUA
This is a messenger RNA of Etheostoma spectabile (orangethroat darter), 4604 nucleotides long. It is a transcript of the gene col8a2, whose product is annotated as collagen, type VIII, alpha 2. Gene Ontology annotation, molecular function: protein binding. The coding region runs from base 844 to 2910 and encodes 688 amino acids. The record is from RefSeq and is a predicted model, not a curated record. Lineage: Eukaryota; Metazoa; Chordata; Actinopteri; Perciformes; Percidae. The transcript has 3 exons.